Aspergillus nidulans FGSC A4 is the source of this 1284-nucleotide messenger RNA. RefSeq names its product Gfo/Idh/MocA family protein. Bases 1 to 1284 code for a protein of 427 amino acids. The record is from RefSeq and is a predicted model, not a curated record. The transcript has a single exon. NCBI's taxonomy places the organism in Eukaryota, Fungi, Ascomycota, Eurotiomycetes, Eurotiales, Aspergillaceae. Gene Ontology annotation, molecular function: nucleotide binding.
AUGGUCAAGAAAUACGCCCUUGUCGGCACCGGCGGCCGGGCCAUCUUCUUCUACACGGCAAUCGUAAAAGACUUCUCUCAAACAGCCCAGCUCGUCGCCUUUUGCGACACUAAUCAGACGCGCCUAGACUAUGCCAAUUCACGCCUCGAAGCACUUGGCCAUGCCCGGAUCCCAACCUUCCUGGCCUCUGACUUUGACCGCAUGAUCGCAGAGACACAGCCCGACGAAGUCAUUGUCACGACAAUUGACCGCACGCACAAUAUCUACAUCGUGCGCGCGCUGGAACUCGGAUGCAACGUCAUCACUGAGAAGCCCAUGACCAUCGACGCGCCUCGGUGCCGGCAGAUCUUCGACGCAGUCGAGCGGACAGGCAACAGAGUGAGAGUAACCUUCAAUUACCGCUACGCGCCUCACAACACCAAGAUCUACGAACUGUUGUCAUCCGGCGUGAUCGGUCAAGUCAACUCGGUGCAUUUCGAAUGGCUGCUCAAUACUCAGCAUGGAGCCGACUAUUACCGGCGCUGGCACCGCGAUAAGCGGAACAGCGGGGGCUUGCUCGUGCACAAGUCGACUCAUCAUUUUGACCUGGUCAACUUCUGGCUGCAGUCCAGGCCCGAGACAGUGGUCGCAAUGGGCGACCUCAAGUUCUACGGAAGGGAGAAUGCAGAAAGACGUGGUGAGACAAAGUUCUACUCUCGUGCGUAUGGGAGCGAGAAUGCGAAGGAUGACCACUUUGCACUGCAUCUUGACCGCAACCCGCAGCUGAAGUCAAUGUACUUGGAUGCAGAGAAGGAAGACGCCUACUUCCGGGACCAGUCUGUUUUCAGCGACGGAAUCAGCAUCGAGGAUACGAUGGGCGUGAUGGUGCGGUAUGGCUCCGGCGCCGUCCUGACUUACUCUCUUACGUCCUACGCGCCCUGGGAAGGGUUCCGAGUUAUGUUCAAUGGCAGUAAAGGCCGGCUGGAGGUGGAAGUCGUCGAGCAGUCGUACGUUAAUUCUGGUGGUGAGCAAGCCCUGGAAGGGGCAUUGGAAAGCCAGUCGAUUGUGUUGCGGCCGAUGUUUGGCAAGCCCGUGCAGAUUGAGAUUCCCAAGGGGAGUGGUGGUCAUGGAGGAGGCGAUCCGCAGCUGCUGAAUGAUCUAUUUGGAGAGUUUAUUGGCGAUGAUCCGUACAGGAGGGCGGCGUCGCAUGUGGAUGGGGCGCUGUCGAUCUUGACGGGCAUUUGUGCGAAUCGGUCCAUGAGCACGGGGCAGACGGUGAGGGUUGAUGAUGUCUUCAAAGUGUAG